Molecule: messenger RNA, 1846 nt
Organism: Aedes albopictus (Asian tiger mosquito)
Lineage: Eukaryota; Metazoa; Arthropoda; Insecta; Diptera; Culicidae
Product: protein peste
Exons: 4
Coding region: 315-1838 (507 amino acids)
Cellular component (GO): membrane; cytoplasm
Molecular function (GO): scavenger receptor activity
Source: RefSeq, a predicted model, not a curated record
GUCAGUCAGUAGUGAUUGAUGCAAACCGCGAAGCGAGAGAAGCCGGCCUUGAUCUUGAAACGUUCUAGGCGUUCUACCUACCAGUACGCUAGUGGAGAGAGACGUAAACAAAUUCGCGGCACUGCGCUGUGCUGCUGCCGCAGUGGCGCGCAGGAGCUCGCAGCAACCUCGAUUCCAAUCGGCCGGCGCAGCAAGCGUGAGGCUCGUCUCUUAUUCUCGCGUUGAGCUCGGUCGCGGUUGGAUCGUCGUGAUUCGCGUGGCGCGGUUUUCGGUUUGCGAAUCGUACCUACCUAGAAGUAGUUGAUCGCGCAAACAUGCGUAUCGAUAAGUUUUUCUGCAUGGCGGCCGUGGGUGGAAUCCUGGCGAUGGCAGGAGCUGUUUUCGCGCUGUUUUGGGGCGAUAUCCUGGAUGCGAUCAUUGUGAAGGAAAAGGUCCUCACGCCAACCUCCAGGGCGUUCAAACUGUGGCGGCGACCGCAGGUUCCGAUCCAGUGGUCGAUCACGCUCUUCAACUGGACCAAUGCCGAAGCCUUUCUGGCGCGGAAGGCAGCCAAGCCGACUUUCUCCGAGGUUGGUCCCUUUCGAUAUUCAGAGACCCUCGAAAAGGUGGACGCCCGGUUUAACACGAAGAACUCCACCAUCAGCUACCGGCGACGUAGCUUCUUCAAUCCGGACGAUCUUCUGGACGAGGUACUCCUCACGCGUCGUGUCACCAACCUGAACGUGGUAGCCCUGACCGCCGCAAACCGUGGCAAGUCGGAAGGAUACGGCAUCGAACGGGGCAUCUCGUUCGCCUUGUACAAUCUGGAACAGAAAGUGCUGGUAACUCAGCAGGCCGGCGAACUGCUAUUCGACGGCUACCGCGAGCCGAUGAUCGGGGAGAUGCUGGAAGUGCUGGGCGCAACUCCACAAUACGGGCAGGAUGUGGAGGAUCGCUUCGGGUGGUUCCGGGCGGUCAACGGGUCGAAGAAGUUCCACGGAUUCUUCAACAUGAACACCGGCAAGGAGGACGCCAGCCGGUACGGGUUGAUCCGGCAGUGGAACUACCGGGACCGUGCGGCGUUCGGUCGCGGACGGUGUGGGCUGUACGAUGGAUUCGCCGGAGAGCUGUUUCCAACGAAGAUCCGGCACGAUCAGGCGCUGCGGAUGUUCAUGAUGGAACUGUGUCGUGCGGUGAGCUUCGAAUUCGAUCGGGAGGAGGAGGUCCAUGGAGUUUUGGGCUACCGAUUCGUGGCGAAUGAGCAAACCAUGGACGACGUAUGCUUUGAGGACAAGGAGUUUCUUCCACGGGGUGUGAUCAACGUUACGGACUGUAAGGACGGAGCACCGCUUUUCGCGUCGUAUCCACAUUUCUUCGCGGCAGAUGAACGCUACGCAGCAGAGAUGGAAGGAAUGCAUCCGGAUGGUGAACGGCAUCAGUCGUUUGUGACGAUUGAACCCAAGACCGGGACGGUCCUGAGGUCGUCGAUCAGGUUGCAGAUCAACGCCCUGCUGCAGCGGUACAGCGGCGUCGCAUUGUACCAGGACGCACCGCGAUCAUACGUACCCCUGCUGUGGUACUCCAAGAGCUUCGAUCUUCCUCAGGAAGAAGCGAUCAAGCUGCGAAGUCUGCUGGAUGUUUCCCAGCUAGGUUACCUGGGUGGAUUUGCGGUGGCUGGACUGGGACUGGUGGUGACCUUGCUAGCGAUAGGGUUGAGGUGUGCCGUUCGGAGGACUCAUAAGAAAGCCAGAUUGAAUGCCGGCGGUCAACAACGGCCCACGUCCAACGGGGAUACCCGAGGGGACUACGAGUUCGUGCAGAACGAACAGAACAAGGACAAGGAUCGAAUAAAGUUGUGAUUAGAGGA